AUGCCAUCCCGGACACAAAUCUCACCUCCCCAGCUAAUCUCUAACCCCAAAGAAUCCCAUCAGUCAAGCAUCAUCGCCUGCGCCGUCAUCACAUGGUCCCUCUCGGCCCUCUUCGUCGGUCUUCGCUUCUACACUCGCGGGUUUCUUUUGAAGGGGAAGGUUCUGGGAGCCGAGGACUGGGUACUGUUGGUGGCGUUGGUGAUGAGUGGGUUGACUAGCGGGGGGUUGAUUGAGCAAGCCAUCUACGGAUUAGGCAAACACGCAUUGGAUGUUGAUCCCGCUUUGGUUAUUCCGAUGGGAAAGGCAGGCUGGUAUACAAUCCUCUACUACAUGCUCUCCCUCCUCUUCACCAAGAUCUCCAUUUUGCUCCUCUACAUCCGCAUCCUCUCCUACCAACACGCACGAUACCUCGUCUACCUGAUCCUCGGGAUAGUGGUCGCCACAAACGGGGUGUGGACUCUGUACACGGUGGUGACUGCUUGCGAUCCUUUGUGGGCGUUUUGGGAUCCCGCAUCGGUUUCCAUUCCCUUCAGGUGUAGGGGAGUGGCAUAUUGGUACGCCAACACGGGUCUGCACAUCGGGACGGACUUGCUGCUGUACAUCCUGCCGUUGCCGGUGUUGGUGAAGUUGAAGGUUGGGUGGGGAAGGAAGAUUGUGCUGUUUUUGGUGCUGGGGUUGGGUGGUUUAGUCUGCCUAGUAUCCACCAUCCGCCUUUGGGACCUCGUCGCCGAGGCUUCUCGACCAGACUUCACCUUUGACAACGUCAGCAUCGCCUACCUCACUUGCUCAGAGGUCAACGGUGCCGUUGUUGUGGCAUGCUGCAUGACUCUUAAGCCGUUCUUCGACCGGAUUUCUACUUUUUGGUGCCUCGGGCGCCUACGAUUGACGAAAUCGGACAGCAGCGGCAAGAGUGACGUGGUGGAUUCGGACGUUGAGGCGCAGCACUUCUGCAAGCAAUCCCCGAGGAAGAUGAUGAACCUGCAAGGUGUUGUGUCCCCAAAAGGUAAAGUAGGUGACGGCCCGCCUACUAUCGGUUCAACCCCGACAAGGCCGAUGGUUAUGGCGAUGGCACAAUGCAAGAGAAGGGGUUCAUGGAGCUGGCUGUAUACGUCUUCUAGCCAAAGUCGGUGGGACGAAGGGGAUCUGACGGAGGCAAACGAAACUUCGGAGAGAGGCAAUGCAUUGUCUGUCAACGCCAUUGAGUGUGACGCGGUUUCGCAGGAAUUGAGUCCUGUAUCACCGGUUUUGAGCACGGGUAGCGAGGCGUCGUGGAAAUCGGAGGAGACGGUAACCACCAAACUAGUUACAAUGUGUCCGAAGGUCAGCUGA
Messenger RNA from Sordaria macrospora k-hell, 1329 nucleotides. RefSeq lists its product as uncharacterized. NCBI's taxonomy places the organism in Eukaryota, Fungi, Ascomycota, Sordariomycetes, Sordariales, Sordariaceae. The record is from RefSeq and is a predicted model, not a curated record.